GUUUGAGCUGGUGUUUUUAUUCAUUAUCGUCCAGAUCUUGUAGGGAGGAAAGUCUUAUGAAGAGUAGCCGUCAUCUUCAUAAUUGCACCUUGAUCACUUUUUGAAGCUUGUUAUGACAGGUUGUCUUGUUUUCUGAGUAAAAGGUUUACUUUUUUUAAUUUGGAUUUCCGUCACAUCACAGAGAUUUCACCACUGUGUUCACUCCAAAUUAAUCUCUUCUGAGUACCAGAGGAGGACUCACCAUGUGGCUAAAAGGUUUUAUAAGUAACCAUGUCAACAUGAAACUUCUGAAGACCUGUGUCAUCCUCCUCCUUGUGUAUGUGUUGUUCUUUACACUAAGAAACAUGGCCCUGCUGCAGGGGCUGGGGGGUGAGGGCACUAGCAUGGGCCCUACUUGAAAAUGAUGCUCACCUGCUGCACCCCCAAAAUCCUAACCAGCUAUUCACCUUGUCAAAGGUGGGACAGAUGAUAAUAUAACAUUUAGUAUGCUGAGACCAUUUUAACCACUAUUACUGGUGUCCAUUAAUUUUGAAGAAAACUCUAUCAUCUUCCUCAAGAAAGUGACCUCCGCUCCUUCCACCGGUCCUGUGUUGGCUCCUUACAUGCCUGACAACUUCUGCACCAUCAAGCCACUGUCUUCUGCAGAUGCUAAAGAGGAACGUUUCAUAUUGGACUCCAUUGCUUGGCCUGAGACUCCUCCUCUGCCAGCUCCUUUUUCAUUGAAUCAGACAAGUAAUGCCGCCCACAGCACCUUUACCAUUCUCCCAAGGAGGGGUGGAGGAGAUUGGCAUGUAGGAGACCAGCUGGAAGUUAUUAUACAAAUGUACAACUUCCAAGGUAACCCCAAGAAGUCUGGAGGAGAUGCAAUUGUUGCCCGGUUGCACAACAGGGCACUUGAAGCAGGUGUGGCUGGACGAGUGGUGGAUCUCCUUAAUGGCUCCUACUCUGCUGUAUUCUCUUUACUCUGGGAAGGAAGCGCACAGGUUGAGGUGACCCUUGUCCACUCAAGUGAGGCUGUCACAGUUCUACGUAGGCUAAACAGAGAUCAUCCUGAUAGGGUUCGCUUCCAAAGCGUCUUCCGCUCAGGCUCAAUCUCUGAAUCUACCAUCUGUAAUGUUUGCCUACGCCAAACCAGCCAGCCACAGUGCAACUACACUGACCUCCAUACAGGUGACCCGUGGUUCUGCUACAAGCCAAAGAAUCUGAGCUGUGAUGCCAGGUUUAACCACAUGAAAACAGGAUAUGAUAAUGUACUCAAGACCGAAGAGUUGAAGCUCUUUCAAAGGAAUGUCAACCUGAAAGUCUUCAUUCCGGCUUCAGGACCUGCCAGUGUCACUGUGUUGCCACGAAGGAAAGGGCAACCUGUAGUCAAUCAAGACAGUGGGAAGUCUGGACUCUCUGGGUAUUACUACCAGGGUGUGUGGCGAUCACUAGGUGGCUUUAACGUUAACCAAUUCAACAACGACUCUGCAAUCAGCCAGUGUUUGAAAGGCAAGGUGGUCCACAUGUAUGGAGACUCAACCAUCAGGCAGUGGUUUGAGUACCUCGACGCUUCGCUUCCAGAGGCUAAGGCAGUAAACCUGAACAGUCCGAAGCCAGCAGGACCUUACAUGAUAUGGGAAAAUGCAAACAAAAUCAUGGUAACGUACCGCAUCCAUGGUCUUCCUCUUCGGAUUUCAAUAAUACCAACCAGUAAGGACUUUUACGUUUCCAAAAAACUUGAUACGCUGGUUGGUGGUACCAACACAGUUGUAGUUUUAGGAAUCUGGGCCCAUUUCAGCACUUUUCCAAUUGAACUUUACAUCAGACGGCUUCAGAGCAUCCGCAGGGCAGUGGUCCGUCUGUUGAAUAGGGCUCCUGGCACACUGGUGGUCAUCAGAACUGGGACCCUCCAAGCUAUGCACGUUGGUAAUGUGAUAAGCAACGGUGACUGGUUCUCGUUUCAGGUGGACAAGGUGCUCAGAGCCAUGUUCAAAGGACUUAAUGUCCAACUGGUGGAUGCAUGGGAUAUGGUUCUUGCUCACCACUUGCCACACAACAUUCAUCCAAAACGUCCCAUCAUUAAGAAUAUGGUUGAUGUUCUAUUGUCCUACAUAUGCCCACAAAAGAAGAGAUAGCUGUUAAUUUCAUGAAGGAAUUUUAACAAUUCAGGAAAAAUGCAGCUCUUGUCAAUCAGUUUGAAGUCAAAUAGCUCUAAUAAAAACAGGCGUGUGAAGAUUCACAUUAACCCAAACAGCUCAUUGAGCUAGGUACUUGGAAAUUUGGAAAUUUAAAUACAUCUGAGCUCAAGUCUAAAUUUACCAUACCACAAUAAGCUAAAUUUACCAUUUAGUCCAUUUACUCCAUAGAAUUGUAUGAGAAGUUACUAUCUACCCAUUAACUAAUGGCUAACUAGUAGUUAAUUCCCCAUUAACUAUGCAACAAUUUGUGUAGUUACAUUAUCUGCUAAAUUAUAAUUAGCUACUCUGGAACAUGUAAUGAAGAAGUAUUCACCAUCUACCCAUUACUAAAUACCCAUGACAUGAAUUUAUUCAGCCAAUUUACAUGAAAACUAAAAAACUAAACUAAAAUAAUCCAUUAUGCCAUCCAACCUUUGGCUGCUCAAUUGAAAACGAAAAGUCAGUGAGGGAGCGUCUCCUAUUCACCUCAUUCAAUCAUGUAACUAUCUUAUUAAACAUUAAGUGGACUUUUUUUAUUCAAUGUGUUAAUCAGCUAAAGUAUGGAUCCACAGUAGUUAAAUUAUUCAUGAGCUCAAUUUAUUAUGUGAGUAAAUGUUUUGUUGCUUUGAUUAUUAAUCAUGUCCUCUCUGAGGUAAAAUUUCUAUUGACAAAGAAGCAUAGCAUGUUUCCUUGAUGUCUGAUGAUAUAGUUAGGUCAUUUUUAUGAUUUAAUUCAGGAAAUAUCCUACAUAUGGGACCUUGAACUUGAUCCUAGCCUGAAUGGUUGGAUAAUGGACUUUUUACCAAUAGGUGGCAGUGCGUGACAGUAAAUGGUGUUCUUUCUAUCCUGAUCUUUUCUUCCACCAGCUUGUUGUCUGUCAGCCCUUCUGUACAUUAUGUACACUAAUGAGUGUUGCAGCAUUUGUGUGUGUGUGCUGUUGUAUGUGUACAUAUUUCAUAUUUUAUAUGCUGCAGCUGGAUUGCUUCUACAGAGUUUCGUUGUAUAAAUUUACAAUGACAAUAAAGAUCAAUCAAUCUAUCAAAAACAGA
Molecule: messenger RNA, 3208 nt
Organism: Labrus bergylta (ballan wrasse)
Lineage: Eukaryota; Metazoa; Chordata; Actinopteri; Labriformes; Labridae
Source: RefSeq, a predicted model, not a curated record